Messenger RNA from Emys orbicularis (European pond turtle), 3425 nucleotides. It is a transcript of the gene ACKR4, whose product is annotated as atypical chemokine receptor 4. Gene Ontology annotation, biological process: immune response; G protein-coupled receptor signaling pathway; cell chemotaxis. Gene Ontology annotation, cellular component: external side of plasma membrane; membrane. The transcript has 4 exons. Lineage: Eukaryota; Metazoa; Chordata; Testudines; Emydidae. Gene Ontology annotation, molecular function: scavenger receptor activity; C-C chemokine binding; C-C chemokine receptor activity. The coding region runs from base 176 to 1240 and encodes 354 amino acids. The record is from RefSeq and is a predicted model, not a curated record.
GUCACACAAGAACUGAACAUUCCACUGUGGAAGUUCCAAACAUCAGCUUCUGCUACCAGACUGCUGACAAAAAAACAGGACUGAGACUGCCUCAGAGGGUAUGUCUCCACAGCAAAAGCUGUGCAACGGCUAGCCUACCCAAGCAACCUUGAAUACAUCAGGCGCAGCUUUUGCCAUGGGGUGGGGUGAAAAUACCUCAAUGGACUAUUAUGAAGACAACAGUGAAUCAAACUUCACUUUUGACUACACUCAGUUUGAAAUGCUUUGUGAAAAAGAGGAGGUGAGAAAUUUCACUAAAUUGUUCCUACCUGUGUUUUAUUCACUGGCUUUCAUUGUGGGAAUUGCAGGAAAUUCAUUAGUGGUGGCAAUCUAUGCCUACUGCAAGAAACUAAAGACUAAGACAGAUGUUUAUAUCAUCAAUUUGGCAAUUGCUGAUCUGUUACUGCUAUUCACCCUCCCUUUCUGGGCUGCAAAUGCAGUCCAUGGAUGGGGGCUUGGAAACAUCAUGUGCAAGGUCACUUCUGCUUUAUACACCAUGAACUUCAGCUCUAGCAUGCAGUUUCUGGCUUGUAUCAGUGUGGAUAGAUAUAACGCCAUUUCCAAACCCCAAAGUCACCAAAGAGGUGGAAAGCAAUGCAGCGUAACUUGUAUCUGUGUCUGGUUGGCUGCCAUUUUGUUGAGCAUUCCUGAACUGAUUUUUAACACAGUCAAGAAAAACAGUGACCGGUAUGGAUGCUUUCCUGUAUUUCCAAUGGACCUGGGAACACUCCUUAAAGCAACCAUUCAAAUCCUGGAAGUUACGCUAGUGUUUGUGUUACCCUUCCUCGUCAUGCUGACCUGCUACUCAGCUAUUGCCAGAGCACUCGUUAGGUCUCCAAACGUUCAAAAAUCUAGGCCCCUCAAAGUUCUGCUGACAGUAGUGGCUGUUUUCAUUAUCACUCAGCUGCCCUACAAUAUUGUCAAGUUCUGGCGAGCCAUAGACGUCAUCUACUUGCUGAUUACAGACUGUGACAUGAGUAAAACCAUAGAUGUUGCCCUCCAAAUAACUAAGAGUAUAGCCUUGUUUCACAGCUGCCUGAACCCAAUCUUGUACGUCUUUAUGGGAGACUCUUUUAAAAUGCACAUUACGAAAAUAGCCAAAAAUUUUGGAUAUUGGAGGAGAAGUCGCAAUAUACCAACCGAAGAGAUUUCUAUGAAUUGUGACGGCCACACAGAAGAAAUAAGUAGCUUUACUAUAUAGCAGCUGUAGCACCCUCUCUAACCAGUGUAACCAGAAGGGAACAAUUAUAAUGCAUCUGAGAGCUAUUUCCUCCUUGAUUAAACUUAAACAUCCAUGUUACUCUGCAAAUCAAAUCUGAAGUGAUGUUCUGACACAUGAACCAGCCAAGAUGUUGCAAAGCAGUUCAAAAUGGAAUAAGACCAAAAACCAUAUACUAAAGGUAAUGGAAACAACAGAAACAGAGUUCAGCUUGAACGCUUGAAAAAAGUGGGAUUUAAAGGGUCACAGUGCUACGCCAUUAAUUAGACGAAGAGUGAAUGGACUACAUACCGGUAUGCUAAUCACAACAAAUAUAUACUUAAUAUGUAAAAAGGAAAAAAAAAUAUGAUGGCACUGAAUUUUGUACCCCAGAGUUAAUAAUCUUCAGUCCUUUAAAAUGUAACACUCCAGAGUUGCUUCUCAAAACUGUUUCAGGUCUUCCUAUUGAUUUAAAAUAUUUGUCUGAAAUUGCAACUCCGUUUUUCCUCAGCUUUCACUUCACAAAUGGCCUGUGAGGCUUGAGCUGAGGAAAUAGUUCAUCUCUGGUAUUUCACAGAGGCAGCAGUAAACAGCAAGCUAUGGUCCAGUGUUUUAUGAUUCCAAAUAUAUGUGGCAUGUUUAAAAGAGUUCCUUUUCUGUAACAACACAGAAUGCCUUUUAAUUAUAUUCUGCUUGCACUAGAUUGCAAUGAGACCUAUUUCCUAUUAUAGGCACAUGCCAAAUCUUUGGUUUUAAAUCCAUAUUCAUAUGAGAUUACUCAGAGCCUCAUUUUGGUCGUUUCCUGGAAGGCAAUUCACAUUUCCUGUGACCUCUAUAAAAUGCUUUGGGAACUGAUGUAACAACCAGCAAUGAAAAUGUCUUACAUUUUGCAGAUGACACUUAUGACCUAAUUUUGAACAUGUAGCCCUAUACUGUGUUAUAGAAAAUUAGCUUUGAUUUGUAAAUGUAUUGUAUGCCUUUAUGGAUAUUUUGCAGGUGCACUUCAGGCACCAAUCUCUGUAGCUUUAGCACACAGAAUAUAAAUAACUGGCUGAAGCAAGAGAGCAUAUUUAUACUCAAUAGUUCAUGAGUGGAUACAGUCAUGGUCCUUAAGGAAGGAAUUAGUGAGAUUAAAAGUACUGGCCUGUGAUAGCUAGAAGGUAGACAAUUUUUUUAAUUUGUAAUUGUUACAUUUAAGUGUUUAAAGAAUACUCAGUUUCCUUCUACUCUCUGCAAUCUGUUUACAUGAGUUUCACUGCGAGGAAGAUUUUGGUAACAAAGGUGGAUCUAAUUGGCUACACACCCCACAUUACAACAGUCUCAAGACAUUCAUAUGUAUUUGAUGCAGAAAAUAAGGUAAUGAAUGCAGGCCCACUGAAUUAAGGAAGGUGGCUAAUCAGUCAGCAAAUCCUGUGACUUCAUCCCUGUGAGCACAGGGCAAGGUAGGUGGUCAUUUGGUUACAACAUAAGCUCCCUGUCCUAGGAAGAAGGGAAAACACAAAAAAUGAGGAGGCUAGAGCAGGAAACAGAUUGGGCUCACGAGAGGAGGAAGAUAGAUAUGUACAUAGGCGAAAGAUGAAAGGCCGGCUUUGUGGCCCCCAGUGUAGGGAAACUAAACCAUUAUUCAACAGAUCAUUGCCUGUGCUGCUGCAAGACAGUUUUGCCAGUCAGUUUUACUGGUGAUAUGCUAAAACGGAAGUGUUGGUAUUAUGAAAUUAAUCAGUGUUGUGCCCAGUAGCUAAUGUUGAGAGUUUUUUUAAAAUAUAUAAAUAAAACAACCUUUAUUUAUACUGAUAAAGCCUCACUCUAGUGAAACUAACAGGCAUUGAUAUAUCUAUUGUUCUUCAUCUGUAAUAUGCAUGUAUUGUGGGCUAGACUCUCGACUGGCGUAUACUGGCAUACCUCCAUGAUUUACAGAGGAUCUGGCCCUGUGUAUUUUAAAAGCAGUGUAAUAGAUAUAUUAACAAGAAUUUAAGUCUAUACAGAAGAAAGCGCUCUAAGGCAACCUCCACACAAGGGGCCUGGCAUGUUCACGUGAAGUAGAUGCUAUGGUAAUUACUACCUAUAAAUAAAUAAAUACGGUGAUACUGUAAAAUGGUGGCCCCGAUGUAUUCACUUCUGGUUUUAAUUAUAUCCUUGCUUUUUAUUAGAUUUAUUAUAUAUAGAGAAGUAAAAAUGUCUGCCACAC